Molecule: messenger RNA, 483 nt
Organism: Striga hermonthica
Lineage: Eukaryota; Viridiplantae; Streptophyta; Magnoliopsida; Lamiales; Orobanchaceae
Source: the annotation of a GenBank genome assembly
AUGACUCGUCUCAUGCCAAACCAUGCAGUUCAAAUGAUCAAUUUGUCACCAAUCCCCUUAGCAAUUGCCCUGUUUGUCUCUGUUUCGCUGCUCGUCGCUCUUUGCGCCAAACACGCGAGAAAAUACUCGACAAAGACAAGGACAAGCGACGAUCAAGAUCGACCAAACAAGCAUCUACGGUCCGCGAAGCAGGUGAUCACAGCCGUAGGCCACAAGGCGAUGGCUCCUCUGGUUUGCGGCAAGAAAUCGAGACUCGAAUUUGAUACAAAAAUGCUCGGGAACGGUCGGGAGGAAAACGGGUUGUGGCAGAAGGCGAUAUUGAUGGGAGAAAAAUGCCAGCCACCGGAAUUUUCAGGCGUGAUAUAUUACGAUUACAAUGGGAAUAGAAUUGCGGAGAUGCCGAAAUCGCCUAGAGCCGGUGCAGUUAGCCCGUUCAAGGAGUUCACUUUUCCUGUGGAGAAGAUGGACAAGUCCAUGUAUUGA